UACUUAACGAUAGUUAACUAGGUUAGCCAACUCAGGUUAGCUAAGUAAAGUAACUAAACUUGUUUGGUGAAAAUUACGUGGAGUGGGCGGGGUUUGAGCAGUCACACGGCCCCGCCCCCCGCCUCCCACCUCUGUCACGCCAGUUCUGGCUCUAAUUUGCCUCUACUGCCUCUGCAAGCGCAGGCAAGAUGGCAGCUUCCAUUUCGGCCAUAUUUUGGCUUUAAAACGCCUUAAUGAGAGUAAAUGGGGACCGUCCAGUCCAUACUUUUAUACAGUCUAUAAUCACAACCCAAACUCCACAACGCGCCAAGCAGCACAUUUUUAGUUGCUGCGGAAGCACAGCUCAUUUAGGCUCAGCUCAGCUCACCUCAGGACUUGUUGUGCUACUAAGAUAUAAGGCAGUGUGAGGUUGGUGGAUGGUGGCAGUCGCUGUGCUGGGAGAGUGGAGGUUCUUCAUAGUGUGUGGUGAUGACUGGGAUAUGAGUGAUGCUGCAGUGGUGUGUAGAGAGCUGGGCUGUGGAGAAGCUGUAGAUGCACUGGGCAAAUCUCACUUUGGAUCAGGAUCAGGACCAAUCUGGAUGGAUGAUGUGGACUGUAGUGGAUCAGAGUUUACACUGAAGAAAUGUCAAAGGAGAGGAUGGGGUAAACAUAACUGUAAUCACUCUACAGAUGCUGGAGUUAUCUGUUCAGGUAAAACACUGUAAACAGGGACUGUACAUUAUCUGCCAUGUAGGCAAAGUGUACAGCACAUAUGAUUUUCCUUUUUAACCCACCCUAAAUCUUUGUUGAUUGCCAAGGUAAAUUGGUAUGUUUAAACUGAGCAAUCACCAAACUGUGCUGUACACUGGAAUUCUCAACCAACAAUUAAUUUACUGAUUUUUUUUUACUGAUUUCAUAAUUUUGCUGAUCCAUAUUAAUUUGUUUAAUGUAAUUCAUAGCUUUACUGAACUUAUUUUGAAUCCUUAUACUCUCUUUAGUUUUUUCCAAUGCAUUUAUGAAUCAUUAAUUCGAUCUGGAUGAGUCAUGUGAAGUGUACUGGAUCAGAGUCUACACUGAAACACUGUGGAUCAUUAGGGUGGGGUGAACACAGCUGUAAUCAUAAUAUGGAUAUUGAGCUUACCUGUUCAGAUCACAGGACAUCCAGACUUGCUGAUGGUCCUCAUGUUUGCUCUGGGAGAGUGGAGGUUUUUCAUGGAGCGUCUUGGUUCACAGUGUGUGAUGCUGACUUUGUCCAGCAGGAUGCAGAGGUUGUGUGUCGAGAGCUGGGCUGUGGUUCUCCUGUGGAGAUUCUGGGAGCAGCUGCUUUUGGUAAAGGGAAGGGUCAGGUGUGGUCAGAGGAGCUUCAGUGUAGAGGAGAUGAAUCUGAGAUUACUCUCUGUCCAAUAACCUCUUCACACAAAUACAACUGCUCUCAUGGUCAUACUCAGGCUCGGCUGAUGAACGGCUCAGAUUCCUGUUCUGGUCGAGUGGAGCUCCAGUACCUCAGUGAGUGGGGUACAGUGUGUGAUGUAAGCUGGGAUAUGAGAGCUGCCAGUGUCCUCUGUGCUCAGCUGAAGUGUGGGAGUGCUGUGGCUGUGUUGGGGUCAGACUGGUUUGGGGAGGGGAGUGGCCGGAUCUGGGCGGAUGUGUUUGAUUGUCAGGGGAACGAAACACACCUGUUAAAAUGUCCCAUUUCAUCAUGGAGUCGAACUGCAUGCUCUCAUAAACAGGAUGUUGGACUCAUCUGCAGUGGUUCUUCUCUGGCGUCUCAUGAGGGAGGAGUGCGGUUGUCUGGAGGGAUGGAGUGUGAGGGGGAGGUAGAGGUUUUCUUCAGGCAGGAGUGGAGGAGAGUUCUGCUGGACUCCUGGAGUGAGUCUGAGGCCUCAGUGGUCUGCAGACAGCUGGGCUGUGGUUCUGUACUCAACACCUCCAGCUCCUCUUCAUCCAGUCCUGAACACAGCUACGUGUGUGUGACGGGUUUCAACUGCUCUGGGAGUGAAGCUCAUCUGAGGAACUGCAGCAGCUCACAAGCAGUUAACUGCAGCUCCACAGAACAGAUCUACAUCACCUGCUCUGGCUACAGCUUCAUCAGGCUGGUUGGUUCUGGGGGAGACUGUGCUGGAAGGCUGGAGGUUUUCCACAGUGGAUCAUGGGGGACAGUGAGUGAUGAAUUGUGGGAUAUUGAGGAUGCGCAGGUGGUCUGCAGACAGCUGCAGUGUGGAGUGGCCCUCAGUGCUCCAGUACCAGCCCGGUUUGGAUCUGGAACUGGACCCAUAUGGCUGAAUGAGGUGGAGUGUGAGGGGAACGAGGCGUCUAUGUGGAACUGCAGAUAUCAGCUGUGUGGAGAGGAUGAAUGUGGACACAAGGAUGAUGUAGGAGUCGUCUGCUCAGAGUAUAAAGAGAUCAGACUGACUGAGGGCUGUGAGGGGAAUCUGGAGGUGUUCUAUAAUGGAACCUGGGGGAAUGUGUGUAACAAUGGGAUGGAUGUAGAAACAAUGGGUCUCAUCUGUCGGGAGCUGAACUGUGGAAGAUUUAAGACUGAGAGAGCUACCAAAGCACGAGUGGAAUCAGCUCCUAACUGGCUGGAUGAUGUAAAAUGUAGGAAACAUGACUCUACUCUGUUUCACUGUCCAUCUUCAUCCUGGAGUCAGAACAGUUGUGAUAGAAGCAGUGAGGUGACUCACAUUACCAGCUCCGGAGAGAAGAAACAGCUUGCAUUUGAAAACCUUCAAAAAUUCUUCUUAUUUCCAAACCAGGGUCAGUGCUCAAAUUACAUGCCUAUUAGGUUGAGAGGAGGAGAGGAAAUCUGUUCUGGGAGGUUGGAGGUGUAUCAUAAUGCUGAGUGGGGGUCUGUAUGUGCUGAUCUGUGGGACAUCAGGGAUGCUCAGGUGGUCUGCAGGCAGCUGGGUUGUGGGCCGGCGCUGAGUGCUAAUAGAAGAGCUGCUGAUGGUUCUGGUGGAGGAACUAUCUGGAUGAACAGAGUGAAGUGUAGAGGGAAUGAGAUUCACCUGUGGGACUGUCCUCAUUCCCUGAAGAUCCACACUGGCUGCUCCCACAGUGCUGGAGUCACUUGUGCAGACAUAUUUGUCACAUUACCUUUUUCAUCUGAAACAACUACAACUUACACCACAGUACCAGCACAGCUAACAGAGAAAAAGACAGUCCCUCCUUCAAAAAUUCCAUCAUCUAAUUUUCCAUACAUCUAUCCAGUGUCUCUCCUGGUUCUGGGAUCUGUGCUCUUCCUGGCCUUAGUGCUUCUGGUUGUGCUGUUUUAUCAGAACAGAGUGCUCAGGAGAGUGAUCUCUAAGAGGAGGAAGACUUCAGCUGAGCCUGUCUAUGAGGAGAUUGACACCAGGCUCAUCCCUAAAAGAAUUACUGUCUCAACUGAAAGUAAAGCAGAUAAUGAGGAAAUGCAGUUAAGUUAUGAUGUCAUUUUUGCUGGACAAACACCUGACAGUGCAGCAGAGGAAGAACCAGAUAAUUACGAUGAUGUUAUUGUGGAACAAAACUCAAACAUUGUGAUGGGUCUGUAGAGUUAUGUAUGAGUGAGCAAAUUCUAAUCUUAACAACUAAAACAUCCCUAAUAAAAGUCAUGUUCACUUUAUUUUUGUUAGGAAACAUGCUGGAGCACUGUGAAGUUUUAAAUUAAGGGAUGAAAUUAGUCCCCCUGUGUUAAAAAAAGCUUCUUUUACCCGGUGAAAAUAGUCACACUUCCAUUACAUUAUGCUAACAUUACUUUGUUUUAAAGCAACUGACCUAUAAAGAUAGUGAGCCAAAUUUAGGUCGAGCCAAGUUUAUGAAACUACACACUUUUACUGCAGUACAGAUUUACACUCUCUACUAAAUAAUCCAUCUCAAAAGCAGAAAAACUUACUUUAUACUGGGAGGCUAGAUCGUUAAAUAUAGGGAGUAUAGGGAAUGUUUUCUUCUGAUUUUGAGCUGGACUUUUUAGCAGGGUCAACAUUACUGGCUUUCAGGAGCCUAAUCUUUAAAUUCUUAACAAUUAGCUAUAUUGUAGCGAAGCUGCUUUUAUAUUCUGUUCACUGUGAAUUCACUGUUCUGUUCUGUGCUGGGCUUGUGAUUGGGGUAGGGGGAGGGGCAGAGCAGGAAAGCGCGUGUGUGUGUGUGUGUGUGUGAAGGGAGAGAGAGAGAGAGAGAGAGAAGAGCUGCCCGUGAGUGUGUGCUGAGAGUGAGAGCUAGAGUUAACCAGUUAGCACUAGCCUUUUGUUAUUUUUCGUAGUGAUGGGCAUAACAGCUCUUUUAGAUGAACUGAACCAUUAGAAUAAGAUAUCGUUAGAUACGAUAUACGAUAUACGAUACCAUUAGAUAUCGUAUAAUAAACCCAACAUUUAGUUACAUAUUUCAAUAUUUGUUAUUUAUAUAUAUUUUUACAACACUUGUAAAAAAAAACGGGAGACUUUUCGUAUUAUGUUAUUUGUAAUGUGAUUUAUAUAUAUAAAUCACAUUACAAAUAACAUAAUACAAAAAAUAAGUAUGAACUUCUGCAACAUAGAUAUUACAUUAAGAGCAAAAUUAACAUAAAAACAUUUACAUUCAGAAGAAAGUAUCAACUUCAAUGUGCAAUCAAAUUGAAAAUAAAUAGCGUAACUGUAGUGCAAAACAAAAGGUCAAGAAACUAAAAUAAAUACAUAUAAAUAAAACAAAGACACAUCCAUACGCUCACUGUUGUGGGUGCAGAACAAAUUAAAUCCAAACAGGAUCAUCAUGAUAAAGGUGGCCUUAUGCCCUUUACUUCAGAAACUUUGUCUAUUGGUUAUGAAUAUGCUUGUUAUACAACUAUUAUUACUAAUAGUAAUAAUAUUAUAAAAAAAAUAACCACGAUAACAAUAUACGUUAUUAUUACUAUUACCAGGCCUCAACCUUGUUUUAAUUUUCUCGAGAGCGCCAGCCCUGAUAACAGUUCAGUGAGUGACCGAAUCACUGAGUGAACGAGAGCACCAGCCCUGAUAACAGUUCAGGUGGUGAGCUUCCUGAGGGCUUUGAGGAUAGUUAUCCUGGUGCGUGUCUUUCGUCUGGCCUCUCAGAAGAAAGAUCUGGAGAAGGUCACUAGAAGAAAGGUAUCUGAGAACAAAAGGCGGUAACAAAAAGGAUGGAUUUGAUUUGGAUCUCACCUAUGUCACAGGCACUCUACAGAAAUCCCAUAAAAGAAGCUGCCAUAUUUCUGGACACAAAGCAUCCCGAUCAUUACAGAGUUUACAAUCUCUGCAGUAAGUUAGAUCAUGAAAAACCUGGAAAAGGCAAGGAACUUGAAAAUAGUCAUUUUCAGGCCUGGAUAAGUUUUGGAAAAAAAAACAAAAAAAAAACAAAGUCAAAGUCAAAUUUACUCUUUGUGAUCUUUGUGUUUCCAUUUAUUGACUCCGUUUAUCGACUCCGUUUAUCGACUCUGUUUGUCGACUGAGAAAAGCUAUUUAAAAAAUAAUUUGAUAACUUGAUUGGAGUUUCAGAUGGAAUAUAACUGUAAAUUCACAGAGAAAAAUCUAGGUGUUUAGGCUGUAAUUUAGCUCUUGCUCUCUUCCACUCUUUGGGAAGCAUAUUGGUUAUAUAUGCAAGUAAAUUACCAGUAAUGGUGACAAGAAGGCAACAUUUAAACAGAUGCAUUUAAAAGCUGUUAAAAAAAUAAAGAAUCUACACAAUAUAGACACAACCUAAACAUAUUCCCUGACAGCCAGAUAUAUGCCAAAUUAGUUUAUUUAAAAAUUGAUUCUGUUCAAAGUUUUAAACAGAAGAUUCUAUAUCAUGUUUGAUGAAAGUAUGAAAUACUGUUUACAGGUUAAACAUUAGAAAUGUUUAUCAGUGUUUAAAAUGGGCCUGAGCUGAUUAAUACAUCAGUGCAGAGUGAAGUAAUUUAGCCCUACAUUAUGGAGCGCUCAGAAUUUGACACAUUUUAUUAUUGAAGAUUGUGUCUUAGCAUUGCUUAAAUAAAUGUUUUUUUUUUAUUAUUUAAAUAUAUUUAAUGUAAAUAUAGGCCUACUAUAAUCAGUUUUGAUAUACAUUCUUGUCUACUCUGAUGUUUUAAACACGCUAUGGUCAUUAAAAUGUGCUGCGAAAGCAUAGAAAAGGCACAGAAAAUAAUUUAAAUUUAUAGGUUAACACUAUUUGUAAUCUACAUGUGUAUACAUAUUUUACCCUUGUUUUCUUUUUUUCCAGAGGGAAUUAUAAAAUAAGCUAAAGACUUUCAUGUUUACUACAACUUAAUUAUUAAUCAUGUACCAGUGUUUUAUAGCAAAUGUAACCAAAAAAUGUCCCACAUUAUAUGUCCCAGGUUAUAAUUUUUUGCAUUGUCAGCGAUACCAGACGCACAUUCACACACACACAAUGGAAACAUGAAAAGCUAGACGUGCUAAUGAAACGUAAAAUACUACUGCUUUUACUACUGUUGAUGUUUGGUGCAGCCAUCUUGCGUUCUGAACUUGUGGGUUUAUUCCAGUUGAAAUGUUCUACUUAGAACUUGGAAAUUUCCAGUUCUGAAUUCCUACUUCAGAUGGAAUGCAGUAUAAGGAUUCACAUUAGAGCUCGACCCAACCUGCCCCAUACACUGUCAUUUUGAGCCAAAGCCCGAAUUAAACCUGACAUUUUUUGACCAACCCACUCGUUAGGACUCCCCCUAUCACUAGUAAUGCCCCAACACACCAGGAGGAUGAAGACUAGCACACUCUUUCUCCGAUACAUGUGAAGUCAGCCACCGCUUCUUUUCGAGCUGCUGCUGAUGCAGCAUUGCCAAGCAGCCAGCACAUUUGGAGGAAAGCGCAGCGGCAGGUGAACCCGAGGAACCUGAGGAAAGUGGUGGGAAAUCUCGAGCCAGUGACAUGUUGAACUACACUGCCAGUUUGAGGGAAUGUCAUUGCCAUCCACUGCAAAGGAGGCAAAGGGCGCACGGGUACGAUGGUGUGUACAUGGUUGAUUGACAGCGUUUAGUUUGAGAGUGCGCAGGUGUGGGAAAGGGCAAUGGCAGUGAUCUGAAGGUGCGGAUCAUAGUGAAAAGAGAGCAGGUGUUCCAGUGUGUCUGUGCCACGCAGACGAACUGUAGGCUGUUCCCAGAUACUGAAAACAAUGCCGUGGUGAUCAGCUUUCAGGAAGGGCCAGUGGUUUGUGGUGAUGUUAAGGUCAUGUUUGAAUCCAGGGCUGGUCUUCCAAAGGGGUAUGAGGACUAUCCUUUCUAUUUCUGGUUCAACACUUCAUUUGUAGAGAACAACAGGCUCUAUCUGUCAAGGGAGGAACUGGACAACCCACGUAAGUCCAAAACCUGGGACAUCUACAAGGAGGACUUUGGUGUGACCGUGUCUUUCAGUGACCCUGCACUUAUGUAGCAGACGACACUUGCUUGUGUAUCUCAACUAAAACCCUUAAGCCCUGCACAAGGUCUAAAUCUUUGCUCUAAUGUAGGUUUUCACACACUUAUAAAAGGUGAGUGAUGUUUAGGGAUUGGAUUCGGGCUAUAUAACCUCAACUUUGUCCAUCCCCCAUCUUCACUGUAAGAGCUUUUUACUGAGCCGUGCGUUACACCACAAUAUUAUGCAUUUGUUUGUCAAAUGUUUUUUUUGUCUUUAAAUGAAGACAAAUGUUUGUGUCAGUUUAGCAUAUUAAGCCUCCAAAAUGUAAAUCUUACUCUUUAAGCUUGAGUGUACAUCAAAUAAAGCAAUCGAGGCUGCCACUGUGAAAUGGUCAAUGGUUAUGUGUGCAGAAACAUGUUUUUGUAGUACACAUGUAUUGAAAUAAAUACUAAUGUCUCUGUAA
Astyanax mexicanus (Mexican tetra) is the source of this 7734-nucleotide messenger RNA. RefSeq names its product scavenger receptor cysteine-rich type 1 protein M130. The transcript has 26 exons. Bases 1017 to 3512 code for a protein of 831 amino acids. Gene Ontology annotation, cellular component: membrane. NCBI's taxonomy places the organism in Eukaryota, Metazoa, Chordata, Actinopteri, Characiformes, Acestrorhamphidae. The record is from RefSeq and is a predicted model, not a curated record.